AUGCCACUUUCAAAAAAGAAAAGAUUGGCAAUCGCCCUUUAUUUGGCAAAUAAUACAGAGCGAAAGCAAAGAGAACAUUGGGUUCAUCCUAUUUUAAAAAGGAGGAAAGAGCUUGGUGAAUACCAUAGACUUGUCCAAGAAAUGCGAAUUGAGAGAACGGUUGCAUUUCGAAACCAGUACCGCCUGGACCCUGAUAUGUUUGAUGACCUGAGGAGUCUAGUGGCUCCUUACAUCACUAAAACCACGACUAAUUUCCGAGAACCUAUAUCUCCUGAAGAGAGGCUUGGAAUCACAUUGGGGACAUCGAAAUCAACAGUUUCAGGAAUAGUCAAAGAAACUUGUGAGACAAUUUGGAAAUCACUCAGAAAAGAAUAUUUUAACCCGCUAACAGUUACAAAAUGGAAGCAAAUCGCUGAAGAGUAUGAGAAAAAGUGGAAUUUCCCACAUUGCAUGGGGAGCAUAGAUGGGAAACAUAUACAAAUUCAAGCACCGAUGAAUUCAGGGUCCCUUUAUAGCAAUUACGAGCACACCUUCAGCAUUGUGCUAAUGUCCCUUGUUGGCGCCGAUUACAAUUUUGUUUUUGUAGAUGUGGGAGCUUACGGAAAGCAGAGUGAUGGGAGUGUUUUCUCCCACUCUGCUCUCGGUAAGCUCCUAAAUGAAGGGGCCCUGAAUUUGCCGGAUGAAACAACACUUACUAGCAGCUCAAAAAAGGCUCCCUAUGUGAUAGUGGGGGAUGAAGCUUUCCCACUCCAAAAGCACCUGAUGAGACCAUUCCCGGGGCGAAAUUUGCCAAUUGAUGAAAAAGUUUUCAACUACAGGCUAUCCAGGGCAAGGCGAGUAGUAGAAAAUGCAUUCGGUAUAAUGAGUGCGAAGUGGAGAGUUUUUAGGAGGCCCAUGGGUGUGUCGCCACAAAAGGCAGAGUUGGUUGUGAAGGCAGCAUGUCGUUUGCAUAAUUAUGUAAGACGCCAUACACUGAUAGACGCAGGUGAAGUGGAUAGGGAAGACCUGGAGGGAAACAUAACAAGAGGAAGUUGGCGAGUACAUGAGGAUAAUAGUUUUUUGCCCCUGCAAAGGCAAGGUCGCAGAAAUAGUGUAGCGGCGGCGGCUGUUCGUGACAGCCUUAAAAAUUAUAUCAUGGUUGAUGGAGCUUGUCCCUGGCAAUUUCAAAGAGUCAGAAGGACAUGA
Messenger RNA from Styela clava, 1185 nucleotides. NCBI's taxonomy places the organism in Eukaryota, Metazoa, Chordata, Ascidiacea, Stolidobranchia, Styelidae. The record is from RefSeq and is a predicted model, not a curated record.